AUGUCUCAAUACGAUUACCCCAAAGUCAUUGCUGUCCUCGGUGCUACUGGCCGACAGGGCAGCGGAGUUGUGCAGAGCCUUCUGAGAAAGACACAGCCAGCUUUCUCUGUGCUUGCUCUCACACGUGACUUGGAUUCGGCAUCCGCCCAGCCCCUGAGGCUGGAGGCUCAGAACAAUGAGAGACUGCAACUGGAAACUGCAAAUGUUUUCGAUCCCGACACAUUGCAUAGAGCAUUUAAAGGUGUGCAUGGUGUUUUUGCCGUGACCAACUACCGGGCUCCGGGCCAGCAGGUUACGCAGGAGGAGGAUUUGCAGGACGAGCUCAUAGCUGGAAGAAACAUAAUAAAAGCAGCAAAGUCAUGGCAGGACUGUGGUGUGAAAUAUUUUCUUCUAAGUAGUCUGCCAAAUAUCGCGCAAGCCAGCAGGGGCCAAUUCACGAAGGUUUUCCAUUUCGACCAUAAAUCCCAGAUUGAAAGCUGGGCAAAGGAAGAGCUGCCUGCUACCACCAUCCUUCACCCAGGGUUGUUUUAUACCAACAUGUUUUGGCCGCAGUAUUGCAGGCGCAGCGGCGAUGGUAUUGUUGAAUUUUGUGCUCCUGUCCCGGCGGAAAAAUCUGCGGAUUGGGUAGAUCCCGCCUAUGAUAUAGGAGAGUUUGCGGCCGACCGUGAGCUGACGUCCUCCCAGAGAUUUUUGCUAGAGGGCCAGAGAUUACUGCGUCGAAGACCUACCCUGUUAUCGGGCCCCAAAAUCUCAUUUUCCGAAUUGGCAACAGUGUUUGAAGCUACCACAUCUCGGCCAGCUCGAUUUAAGCCUAGCACUCUCCACGAAUGGGGUGCUACUGUUUCUGCCUCGGCGGGGGCUGGAUUUGAAAGAGAUAUCAGGCAAAUGAUCGAGUGGAUCACUGUCGCUCCGGAUGACAAGAUUUGCUACGGUACCAUGGACCCAGAUGAAGACCAAUCAGAAAGCGAUCUCGGCGUGAGGGCCAGUACAUUUCAGGAAUGGCUGGAAAGAUCUGGGUGGACUGGCCCUGACGACGGAGUUAAAUAG
Messenger RNA from Aspergillus nomiae NRRL 13137, 1047 nucleotides. RefSeq lists its product as uncharacterized. The record is from RefSeq and is a predicted model, not a curated record. Lineage: Eukaryota; Fungi; Ascomycota; Eurotiomycetes; Eurotiales; Aspergillaceae. Bases 1 to 1047 code for a protein of 348 amino acids. The transcript is spliced from 5 exons.